CAGCAUCACGCUGCACCAUGCUCCCCAGCAGCCAGUGAAAGCAUCGGAUUCUGCAAGCUCUGUCUAUGCACUCCCAGCACUCCCUGUGACACAGACAUCUUUACAGCACAACAUCCUCUUCUAUCAAUCUUAUUAUUCUCCAUUUUAUUUUCCUGCCUUGAUCUCCCCCAGAAGUCACUUGGCCACCUUUAAUUCUUGCUUCUUCCUGUCUCCCCCCCACCCCAUCUAGUGGGGAUGUGGUCCAAAACAGCUACAUAAGAAUCAGUGUGUGGAGGAGGCGCAGCCUUGGGACUGGCUUGUUGCAGAACAGGCACGGAAUGGUAUUUAUGAGCCGACAUUUCUUGUACAACUGCAGUGAACCUACCCUGGAUGUGAAGAUUGCCUUUUGUCAGGUGUGUGUUCCUUACAGGUAAAACAAGGGAUUUAAUAAUCAAGUGGAUGUGUCAUAUAUUGCCAAACAUUACAACAUGAGUAAAAGCAAGGUUGACAACCAGUUCUACAGCGUGGAAGUAGGAGACUCGACCUUCACAGUUCUUAAACGCUACCAGAAUCUCAAGCCUAUAGGCUCUGGGGCUCAGGGAAUAGUUUGUGCUGCCUACGAUGCCGUUCUUGAUAGAAAUGUGGCUAUUAAGAAGCUCAGCAGACCAUUUCAGAAUCAGACACAUGCCAAGCGGGCAUAUCGAGAGCUCGUCCUAAUGAAGUGUGUAAAUCAUAAAAAUAUUAUCAGUUUAUUAAAUGUCUUCACACCACAGAAGUCUCUGGAGGAGUUUCAGGAUGUUUACCUAGUAAUGGAAUUGAUGGAUGCCAACUUGUGCCAGGUGAUUCAGAUGGAGUUAGAUCACGAGCGAAUGUCUUAUCUUCUGUACCAAAUGUUAUGUGGCAUUAAGCACCUUCACUCUGCUGGAAUUAUCCACAGGGACUUGAAGCCUAGUAACAUUGUAGUGAAGUCUGACUGCACGUUGAAAAUCCUGGACUUUGGAUUGGCACGGACUGCGGGAACUAGCUUCAUGAUGACUCCUUAUGUAGUAACACGGUAUUACAGAGCACCAGAAGUCAUCCUUGGAAUGGGGUACAAGGAGAAUGUGGAUAUAUGGUCAGUGGGAUGCAUUAUGGGAGAAAUGGUCCGUCACAAGAUCCUCUUUCCAGGAAGGGACUAUAUUGACCAAUGGAAUAAGGUUAUAGAGCAGCUUGGAACACCUUGUCCAGAAUUCAUGAAGAAGCUUCAACCUACAGUUCGAAACUAUGUGGAGAACAGACCUAAAUACGCCGGCCUCACUUUCCCCAAGCUUUUUCCCGAUUCUUUAUUCCCAGCAGAUUCUGAGCAUAAUAAACUCAAAGCCAGUCAAGCUAGAGAUCUUUUAUCGAAGAUGCUUGUCAUUGAUCCAGCCAAAAGAAUAUCAGUGGAUGAAGCUCUUCAGCAUCCCUAUAUAAACGUCUGGUAUGACCCGGCUGAGGUUGAAGCGCCUCAGGACCCAAUGAGGGAGAGAUGGAAUGGACAGCCAGUCAAAACACAGAAUAAUGAAAAGCCACCUCCUCAGAUAUAUGACAAACAACUGGAUGAAAGAGAACAUACCAUAGAUGAAUGGAAAGAGCUCAUCUACAAAGAAGUCAUGAACUUUGAAGAGAAGACUAAAAAUGGCGUAGUAAAAGGUCAACCCUCUCCUUCAGGUGCAGCAGUGAACAGCAGUGAGAGUCUCCCACCGUCCUCGUCUGUCAACGAUAUCUCCUCCAUGUCCACCGACCAGACUUUGGCAUCCGACACUGACAGCAGCCUAGAAGCUUCUGCUGGACCCCUUGGUUGUUGCAGGUGACUAGCCGCCUGCCUGCGAAACCCUACCUUCUUCAGAAGAUAAUUCGAUUGGAAAAAAAUAAAAUAAAAUGAGUAUAUAGAUAUUUGCUAAGAAGUGAAAGAAAGCUCAAAUCCCCCUUUAGCUUGCCUCUCUUAAAGAGUAAUGUCAUGCAGCUAAGCUCAAGUGUAUAUUUAACUUAUAGUUGCUCUGCUUUGGUCUUUUUCCUCUGAUUAUGCUUACUGCAAGAAACAAGCACACAAAAAAAAGGUUAUUUCACAAAUCUCGUUGCAUACAUUAUAAGAUUAAUGGCUGUUGAAACCAGCAAAUUCAGACUUUUUUUCCCCAUUUUGACACGGUGUGAAGUAGCCAUUGAGAUGUACGCGUUUCCUUGUGGGCGAUUGCGUGUACUGUAUUUUACUAUCAAACUGACUUGUUUGUUUGAUGAUACAUCUUUCCCUAUAGAGGGAUGUAGAUAAACAUACACAUGUACAUUGGAUGUAUACAUGCAAGCAUAUAUGUAUAUUAUUAAAACCACAACUGUACAGUAGACUUGCUACAUAGAACAGUUAUAUAUAGUAAUAAGGGACCUGUUUUGUGUUAGAUACAUACAUACCGCUGUAAUAUAAUGCUAGUAAGUUGUUAAGUUCAUACAUUUGUCAAAUUGUGAUAAAAAAAGAGUUUUUAUCAAAGACAAUAUUGAAGAGCUGUUCUGGAAUCGUUACUAGCGGAAGCAUGAUAACUUAGGAAUAUCAAAGUCAUACAGUAAACAAAAUCUACACCAACUCUCAAUACAGUUCUUCACGGCAACAUCUGUCUAAUAGCUAUUUAUUUUUUUACAUGCACAAUACUUUUUUUAUUUCAGACCAGAUGUGCUGUUUUAAACCAGCAGUUGAAAGAAAUGAAACCUGUGCACAACUGUAUAUUUUAAUUUUUUUUUUCAGUUAUUUAGGGCAUUGUGAUAAUCUUAGAAACAUAUUUGGGGCAAGAUAGAAUUCUUCUUAUUUUUUCUUUGUGUUUCUUUUUUGUUCUACAAGUUGUGCCUGACCCCACGCAUUUUACACUAAGCUGAGAAUCUUUCGGUUCUAUGACACACAACAAGACAUCAAGACACAUUGAGUAGUUCUUGUUUAUUUGUAAAUUAUAAGCCAUUUUAUGAAACUUUAUGUUAUAAGGGCUUUUAAGAAACUAGACAAGUCGUUUUUAGGGGUGAGAUAUUCAGAAGGAAUAUAUUGUUCGGGUAUGAAUAACAGUAAGCAUGUAUUGCGAGACAAAAUAAUUUCUCACACUUUAACUUGUGUAUCAUGCAUCAGGGAUGAAUUUUAUCAUUGUGUUUUACGUUUCAACCCUCAGGACUAGCAGUUGGGAGUGUUAUUCUUUUCACUGACUUGUCAUAUUUUUUAUUUUUGUCACUUUUGAGUGAGUGAUUAGAUACCCACAUUGUAAAAAUCAGCUGGCAUAUUCUAUCUGACUAAUUGGCAUGGUGAGUCAGAGAGUAUUGUUUAAAAUACUACACAAUACACAAAUGCAGGUCUUUAUUACCUGCAUACAGCGCCAUGGUUUAUGUUUGCUGCAAGAAAUAAGUGGAUGGGAUUUUGGUCUUACUUCUUUCUUCCAAACUUUGUCACACAAAUAUUAGUCGUUUUUUUUUAUUUUAUUUGUCAGAGAGGAUUGGUUCUGUUUAAUUUGUGCCUAGGUACACCAAUCUGGCCCUGUGCAAAUGCACUACCUGUUCUUCAUCUGAAUGUUAUCAUUAGAUGUCAUUUUGAUCAGUGUAGUCAAAGAGAGAGUUUUGCUUUUUCUAUCAUACUUUAUAGCGAUGUUAUUCAGUUGGAAUCCUGCAUGUGGCCAUCACAGUUUUCUGUACAAGACUUGUCGUUACGUAACUGAUUACGUAAUUGAUAUAACUGAUAUAAUACUAUGCAGGUGAACAACACUGCUUUGGCAACUCCAGAUGUUGUGAAAAUACUUCCCAUAAUCCCUUGCAAGCUGUAGCUAUGGGUCACGGAGCUGUGGAGAUUUGCCGACCUAGGCUCAACGCCAAUGCGUGAUGGAUAAACUGUGAAAUUAAUCUCACUAGCUGAUUGGUUUUACAAUACAAACACAGGAACAAACAACCUAACAUUACAUCUUGCCUUCUCAGAACACAUCAAAGUACUAUGAAUACUUGAUACAAAUGGCCGAACAAAUUGAUGUGAGCUUGUUGCUGAAAUUGCUAGUUAGUAUGUACAUAAUAAUGAAGUCAACUUAAAAAUUGUAGACACAUAGACAAUCCAGAAAGUUUAAAACAAUCCAUAAUAAUCAACAAUUCAUAACAUAAGUCAUUGACAGCUCAUUGGCUUUACACCUGUCUUUACACCACUCAAUAACAGGCACAAUUAGACAGUGUCUAAUCUCUGUGCUAAGAAGCACAUGCUCAUGAGUUAUCUAUAUGGAUGCAUUGCGAAAUACUGUAGAAAAGAGUACAUGCUAAAUACUGCGUGGAUUCUGACUACAGUGUGACAUUUCUACACAGUGGGGAAUUAUUUAUCUGUUCCGUGUUCUUGAUUAAUUUUUAUAUCGUACAAACAUAAGAAAUUGCUACUGCAUGUGUUUUAUUUCUCCUGUAUGAAAUAGCUUGAGGUAACAGUUCAGUAAGGUAAAACAACAUUAGCAGAAAAAAAGCAAUAUUAUAAAGCAAUGUGACAAGAGAAUCUUUGUACUAAUAUAUUGUACAAUAUUGUUUUAUUUUUUUUUCUUUCAAGUUAAAGUAAAUAGUUUGAAAUUAAAAACGUCAUAACACGAAAGGGUUCUAUUAGAUCUAAAAAUCUUACUAUGAAAUAUUUGGAUUGUAGUACAUUUGGACUCAUGUUGCACCAGCAUACAAACAAGAAGAGCAGGAAUUUGUGAAUUUGACUGAUGUUUACACACACAUUGUACCACAACAACGCAUGUUGCUCAUUAUUCCUACAAUGUCCCUUAUGUAUUUUAUGUGCGGCAAUGUGUGGUGCUGUACGCAUGCAUACGCAGUGCAUAUACACUGCAAGGCUUAUUCUAAGAUACAUGCUGUGUAUAUUUUAUUUUAGGAAAAUAACUAACUUUAUAAUUAACUAAUUGGUCGUGCGAAAAUUUCACCGGCUUUCAGCUUUCCAGGAAAAUGUAUAAAAAAAAGUGUUUUGUAAAAUUAAGGGAUGACCAUCUUCAAGUACAAACUUGGGCCAGUAUUUGCGUAACAGAGAACCAUUGUCUAGCUAGGAACCAUUGUCUGGUGGCAGGUGUUGCCAUCCGACUUCCCUAUUGCUCACCCCAUCCAUUUGUCACUAUGAGUAUUGCAGUGGGAGGGUGCUGAAUUUUGUUGUAAAAUGUGAGAUUCUAAAAAAAGAAUGUAUCAUUGGUUUAAUGUGCAUUAUGUUUGUAUAGUGUAAGGACUUAUAAAGUGCCUCUAGGGCAGCAUUCACUUGAAAUCUUUAAAUUUCAUGUAUUGUUUCCUACUGAUUUAAGUAAUGUCUUAGAUUGCUGGUAACGUUAGAAUUAGAGAGAAAAUAAUGAACUGUAAAGUAGCAGUAUCUUUUUUUUAUUGUUAAAAAUGCCACAUGCAGAGGCCAUGAACAUCCGUAGUCUCAUUAGUCUCUUGCUGUUCAUGUUCUAUUUUAUAUAUAGGACAGUUUAAUACACAAACACUCUUUAAAGGAAAACUGUCACUUAUUUUAGAUCACUUUUCAUUCUGAUACUUUGUUUUCUUUUAAAUGUAUAUUAAAUAUAAAAAAAAAAAACACUAUAGUGUCAGGAAUACAAACAUGUAUUCCUGACACUAUAGUGUUUACCUAACUGUUUAUGUCCCCAGCCCCCUUAGAUCACAUGGGAAAGGUGUUUACUAUUUUGUUUUCC
Molecule: messenger RNA, 5654 nt
Organism: Pelobates fuscus (common spadefoot toad)
Lineage: Eukaryota; Metazoa; Chordata; Amphibia; Anura; Pelobatidae
Gene: MAPK10
Product: mitogen-activated protein kinase 10
Exons: 15
Coding region: 468-1811 (447 amino acids)
Biological process (GO): JNK cascade; protein phosphorylation
Cellular component (GO): nucleus; cytoplasm
Molecular function (GO): ATP binding; JUN kinase activity
Source: RefSeq, a predicted model, not a curated record